Messenger RNA from Sipha flava (yellow sugarcane aphid), 1092 nucleotides. Its product is annotated as 3-oxoacyl-[acyl-carrier-protein] reductase FabG-like. Gene Ontology annotation, molecular function: oxidoreductase activity. Lineage: Eukaryota; Metazoa; Arthropoda; Insecta; Hemiptera; Aphididae. Bases 255 to 1022 code for a protein of 255 amino acids. The transcript has a single exon. The record is from RefSeq and is a predicted model, not a curated record.
CUAUUUAGAGUUUCAUAAGGAGUGUUUUUAAUCUUUUUGAAAUCGAAAUUGUACUUCUUUUUAUAUUUUGAUGUCAUUAUUCUGUUGUAUGUUUCAAGGAUUAUUUAUUAUAUUAUCUAUUCAAACCUUGAGUUAUUCAUAUUAGUACAAUAAAUAAUUUAAGUGUUAAAAUUCUUCAUCUACUUACAAGUAAUUAAUGUUAAUGUUGGUAAUUUUUUAAUUUGUGUGAUAAUUACUUAUAGUUUAUUGUUCAAAUGAGUUUUCAUAGUAAAAUUAUAUUGAUUACCGGUGCUAGUUCUGGCAUCGGUGCAGCAACUGCAAUACAUUUUUCCAAGUUGGGUGCAAAAUUGGCACUUACAGGACGUAAUCUUGUCAAUCUACAACAUGUAGCCGAUCAAUGUGAACAAAGUUUCUCAUUAAAACCAUUUCUGGUUACUGGAGACUUGACAAAUGAAGAUGAUACUAAACAUAUAUUGAAUUCUACUAUUUCUCAUUACAAUCAAUUAGAUGUUUUAGUCAACAAUGCAGGAAUCUUAGAAAGUGGAUCCAUUGAAUCAACAUCGCUUGAUCAGUAUGAUCGAAUAAUGAAUGCUAAUGUUAGAUCAAUUUACCAUUUGACCAUGUUAGCUGUUCCUCAUUUGAUUAAAACUAAAGGUAAUAUAGUCAAUGUAUCUAGUGUAAAUGGAGUACGAUCAUUUGCUAAUGUAUUGGCAUACUGUAUGUCAAAAUCAGCAGUAGAUCAAUUUACAAGAUGUGUAGCUUUAGAAUUAGCUCCAAAAGGUGUUCGUGUAAACAGUGUUAACCCAGGAGUUGUAGAAACAAAUAUUUUAACCAGACAAGGAAUGAGUAAAGAAGAUUAUGCCAUAUUUUUAGAAAAAACUAAAGUUACACAUGCUUUAGGAAGACCAGGGACUCCUGAAGAAGUGGCCAAAGCUAUUGCAUUUUUAGCUGGCGAUGCUAGUUUUUCAACUGGUGAUUCACUUUUAGUUGAUGGUGGAAGACAUGCCAUGUGUCCAAGAUAAAAUAUUUAUUUUUGUCUUUUUUCAUUUGUUUGUAUUCAUAUAUUAUUUUAACAAGCAAUUAAAGCUAUUA